Impatiens glandulifera is the source of this 1201-nucleotide messenger RNA. RefSeq names its product probable prolyl 4-hydroxylase 9. Gene Ontology annotation, biological process: peptidyl-proline hydroxylation to 4-hydroxy-L-proline. The record is from RefSeq and is a predicted model, not a curated record. Lineage: Eukaryota; Viridiplantae; Streptophyta; Magnoliopsida; Ericales; Balsaminaceae. The coding region runs from base 67 to 1155 and encodes 362 amino acids. Gene Ontology annotation, cellular component: endoplasmic reticulum. The transcript is spliced from 10 exons. Gene Ontology annotation, molecular function: L-ascorbic acid binding; iron ion binding; procollagen-proline 4-dioxygenase activity.
CUAGCAGUAAGUGAUCGCAUGCGAUCGGAGUGAAGAAGAAGAAGAAGAAAAGUUGCAUACAUCUCGAUGAGAUAUCACAAGGACAAGAGAUUUUCCUCUUUCAAAUCGAAGAAGCUGGGAUUACCAUCUGUCUUCCUUCUCUGCAUCCUGUUCUUCGUAGCCGGCCUUUACGGAUCCACCUUACUCACUCAUCAGGAUGCUCAAGCCACACAAUCGGACGCUAGACCAGAUGAAGAAGAAGAAGAAAAGCUGCAUACAUCGAUGAAAUAUCACAAGGACAAGAGAUUUUCCUCUUUCAAAUCGAAGAAGCUGGGAUUACCAUCUGUCUUCCUUCUCUGCAUCCUGUUCUUCGUAGCCGGCCUUUACGGAUCCACCUUACUCACUCAUCAGGAUGCUCAAGACACACAAUCGGACGCUAGAUUACUUGAAUCGGUCGUGGAAGAAGAAAUAGGUUAUGAAAAAGACGAUUCGUUGUUCUACGGGGUAACUGGAGAAUCCAACGUUUCUUCCGUACGUUAUCAGGUGCUAAGCUGGAUACCUCGAGCAUUUUAUUUUCCUAAGUUUGCAUCGCCAGAACAAUGCCAAGCCAUUAUCGAAAUGGCACGGCCAAAGCUUAAACAAUCAACCCUCGCCCUCCGGAAAGGUGAAACCAUUGAAAGCACGAAAGGUGAAAGAACAAGUACAGGCACAUUUAUGAGUGCAUCAGAGGAUGGAACUGGAAUAUUGGACUUGGUGGAGAGAAAGAUUGAAAGGGUCACCAUGAUCCCCAGGAACCAUGGAGAGGCAUUCAAUAUUUUGCGUUAUGAGAUAGGGCAAAGAUACGUUUCUCAUUAUGAUGCAUUCAACCCUGCUGAAUAUGGUCCACAGAAGAGCCAAAGGACAGCCUCAUUCUUGUUGUAUUUAUCUGAUGUGGAAGAAGGUGGAGAGACCAUGUUCCCUUUUGAGAAUGGUUCGAACAUGGAUGGGAUAUACGAUUAUGAAAAAUGCAUCGGCUUGAAAGUGAAGCCAAGGGUAGGAGACGGGCUUUUGUUUUAUUCAUUAACACCGGAUGGCAAAAUUGACGAGAAAUCUCUGCAUGGAAGUUGCCCAGUUAUUAAAGGAGAGAAAUGGGUGGCAACUAAAUGGAUCAGAGAUCAAGAACAAGCUGCUAAUUAGCUGAUUAAUAAUCAACAUAAUAAUAAUUAUAAAAUUAUUUACCUGU